This is a messenger RNA of Hyla sarda, 1150 nucleotides long. It is a transcript of the gene PPCDC, whose product is annotated as phosphopantothenoylcysteine decarboxylase. The transcript is spliced from 6 exons. Gene Ontology annotation, molecular function: phosphopantothenoylcysteine decarboxylase activity; FMN binding. Bases 164 to 778 code for a protein of 204 amino acids. Gene Ontology annotation, biological process: coenzyme A biosynthetic process. Gene Ontology annotation, cellular component: phosphopantothenoylcysteine decarboxylase complex. Lineage: Eukaryota; Metazoa; Chordata; Amphibia; Anura; Hylidae. The record is from RefSeq and is a predicted model, not a curated record.
GACGCGCUGCCUGCCCUGCACAAACCUAUCCCCGCAGGCCGGAAACUGUGACUUGGCCUGAGAGUGAAGGACUUCGGGACUUGUAGUUUGUUUCGUCUUGAAGCCCGGAAGUUGUCAGGUGACGAGGGGACGGCGCACGGCACGCUGGGACUGGUCUUAAGCAAUGGAUGAUUCUGGUGCAGAAUCUCCGGACUCUGUGACUUCAUCCUCACCCUGCACCAUUCAUGUACUUGUUGCUGUCACAGGCAGUGUAGCGGCUCUGAAGCUGCCCCUUCUAGUGUCUGGCCUUCUAGAGAUACCUGGGGUUGAAGUACAGGUGGUGACCACUGACAGGGCAAAACAUUUCUACAACAUACAGGACAUACCUGUACCCAUUUAUAGUGAUGAUGAUGAAUGGAAGAUGUGGAACCGCCGCUCUGAUCCUGUGUUGCAUGUCGAGCUACGACGCUGGGCAGAUCUUAUGAUUGUUGCUCCUCUAGAUGCUAACACUUUGGGGAAAAUUUCCAGUGGGAUUUGUGACAAUCUGGUGACCUGUAUAGUUCGUGCAUGGGACUUACAAAAGCCACUGCUGUUCUGUCCAGCUAUGAACACAGCCAUGUGGGAUCAUCCAAUCACAGCAGGACAGACUGAACGUCUUCGCAGUUUUGGCUACAUAGAGAUUGAAUGCAUUGAAAAAACACUGAUGUGUGGCGACAAAGGACUUGGAGCUAUGGCAGAGGUCAGCACUAUCAUUGAAAAGGUGAAGGAGGUUAUGAUCAAGAACCAGCAUCAUCAGUAAUGGAAGGAGUUUUAUACAUAAAUUAAAUAAAAAUAAAUAAAAUUAUAGCAAUGUUAUAAUGCUAUAAUAAGCACUGGUGAGGAAAGGUAUUGCUUCUUUGUUACUUUAGAGUAGAAACACAUGUUGCUGAUACGCUGUAGAUUUUCUGUAGCAGAAAAUGUGCCAGAGGCCCAAGUGUAUCUGCCUAAAAGGGGGAAGUAUAACACCUUCCUUAAUAUUUCCCCUUCCAGUUGGAUCCAUUUCUGCCUUUGGUGCAUAUUCUUCUGCAGAAAAUAUGCAAUGUGUGUUACUACCCUUAGGGGGUAGGAGUCAACCUGUUAGAAAGCUCUUGUAGUUGCUGUUUUAUAUGUAGUUUUUUUUUUUUUUUCCCCC